Messenger RNA from Aspergillus mulundensis, 1449 nucleotides. Its product is annotated as MmgE/PrpD family protein. The transcript is spliced from 2 exons. Bases 1 to 1449 code for a protein of 482 amino acids. Lineage: Eukaryota; Fungi; Ascomycota; Eurotiomycetes; Eurotiales; Aspergillaceae. Gene Ontology annotation, molecular function: lyase activity. The record is from RefSeq and is a predicted model, not a curated record.
AUGGCGAAUGACAAUGAUACCCAGCCCGGCGUAACCCGGCACUUCUGCUCAUGGGUCGAAGGCCUCACAUUAGAAGACAUCCCAGAGGACAUCAAAACCAGAGCGAAAUAUCUCAUCCUCGAUGGAGUAGGCUGCGCACUUGUCGCAUCUCACCUCCCCUGGACCGAGAAAGCGACAAGUAUCGUUCUGGGCAUGGAAGGCGAGGGCCCUUGCCCGGUCUGGGGAUAUGACAAGAAAAUAAGCCCCCUCCCCGCCGCGCUGCUAAACAGCACCGCAAUCCAAGGCUUCGAGAUCGACGACUGGCACUCCCUCGCCCCCGUGCACUCCAACGCAAUCGUCCUCCCCGCUCUCUUCGCAGCCGCCUCAAACGCACGCUCUACCGGCACCGGCCCCGUCUCUUCCGGAUCGUCCCUCCUCCUCGCAACAAUUGCCGGCUACGAAACUGGUCCCCGCGUCGGCCUCGCCCUGUACGGGAGCCACAUGCUCAGUCGCGGCUGGCAUUCGGGCGUUGUCUUCGGGCACGCGCAAGCCGCAGCGGCCGUGGCCAAACUCCUGCAUCUCCCGACAGACCAAAUCGAGGAUGCGCUGGGGAUAGCAUGCACGCAGGCGUGCGGGCUCAUGUCCGCGCAAUUCAGCAGCGACGCAAAGCGCAUGCAGCACGGCUUCGCGGCGCGGAAUGGCCUUUUUGGAGCGCUUUUAGCGGCCGGCGGGUACAGCGGUAUCAAGAAUGUCUUUGAGGAGCGGUAUGGCGGGUUCCUGGGGACGUUCAGUCAGGGGAGUGGGAAGGAGCCGCCGUAUGUCGAGGAGGAGAUUGUGAAGGGUUUAGGUGAGAUCUGGCAGACGGAGAAUAUUCGCGUCAAGCCGUAUGCGGCUAUGGCGGGGACGCAUGGGAGUAUUGAUGCGAUGGCUGCUUUGCAGAGAGAGUAUCCGGAUCAGCUGGAGAAUUUGAAAAGGAUCAAGAAGAUUACGUUUGAGAUGUCGGAGGCGGCGUUCAAGCAUGGUGGUUGGAUUGCUAAGAGGCCGCUGACUGCGACGGGGGCGCAGAUGAGUUGUGCUUAUGUUGCGGCGGUGCAGUUGCUCGAUGGGCAGGUUCUUGCUGAGCAGUUCCGGGAUAGCAAUUUGAAUCGUGAGGAGCUUUGGGAGCUGGUUGGGAAGACGGAGUGUUGGCAGACGGAGGAGUUUGAGAAUCUCAUGUCGCAGCGGGCGACGGUUGAGUUUGAGGAUGGGAGGUUGAUAUCGACGUUUGUUGGGGCGGCGAAAGGCGUUGAUCCGCCGUUGACGAAUGGGGAGAUUGUGGAUAAGUUUCGCAUGUUUACGAGGGGCUUGAUUACGCAGGAGAGGCAGAGGAAGAUCGAAGAGCUUGUGCUGGGGUUGGAGAGGCUGGAGGAUAUUGCGGAGUUGGAGGCGUUGCUGAGCGGGAUUACGAAGUCCCCAUUCGAGGGCUCAUAG